AUGGGUUCGUAUUUAUCUAUAAUCUUGCUUAUUUUUUACUUUGCUAUUCUUCUAAUCCAUGCUGCACAACAGGAAGCCAAUACAGUGCAACACGGUGACGGGGCCGCUUACCCUAAUGUGAAAGAGCGUAUCUUGGAAAAAUAUAAAUCAAAGCUCCCAGACGAUUACACCAAGGAUGACCUUUCAGAGGAUCUCAAGAAGGAAGGGGUAUUAAGAGUGUUGACAAGAAUGCGCUGUAGUCUUAGUAAAAGAAACGCAUUUGUUUUAUUUUUUGAGUACUUGAUGUAUUUAGAACUGACGUACUAUGCCAUGAUGGAGAGUUUGAGAAAUUGGUUUUACGACAUCUCUGAGGCGAAUAAUUUGCCUGAUGAGUACAAGUUACAGUGGUGGGAAGAAUGCAAGAGGGAGCUUCUGCGUGACUUGGAAUGUAUCGAAGAGGAGUGUGAGAAAUCCUUCAGCAACUGUCUUGAUAAGAGAAAAGGGAAAAAUGUAUGGGUCGCAUCAUUCCGGAAUUUGUUAAUUCGCUUGAACAAAGAAGCGCAUGAUAGUAUUUUCCAAAAGAGGAAUAAAGGGGUGAGUAUUUUAACCGAGAGAAUGGACAGCUACAAUGGAGGCGCAACAGGGAAGCCUAGUACUCAAGGAAAAGAAAAGGCAGACGUAGGAACAAACAAGGGAACAACAGAGGACAAAAAGGAAAAGGGAAAGAAAGAGAAGAAGGAAAAAGAACAUCGUAGGGAAUAA
Molecule: messenger RNA, 741 nt
Organism: Plasmodium fragile
Lineage: Eukaryota; Apicomplexa; Aconoidasida; Haemosporida; Plasmodiidae
Exons: 2
Coding region: 1-741 (246 amino acids)
Source: RefSeq, a predicted model, not a curated record